AUGUCGCCAAAAACGCGAGCUGACGUCGUCGAAGAGAUGAAGGAACCAAGGACCGAGAAGGAGAAGAAGCGGAAGAGCGAGAGUGAAAAGAAGAAGCUCGUCUGCCAAAGUCAGCGCCGAUUCCGAUGCCUCGUGGGGGGUUUCCAAAGCCCUUGCGCAACCUCGCGAGGUUUUGAUGAUGAGAGAGUUUUGGUUGGAUGUAGCCAGCAGGAGAGUCGUCGGAGCUCAGCACAACUCGGGAAGCUUUUUGGGACGCUCGAGCCUUCUGUGGGCCGCUGGAAGGUUAGCGGCCUCGGUGGAAUCCAGUGGACCGUGCGCGCUAUGACGACUGGCCUGGUUCCUGCGCCAAAAGCGGCCCCACGGCUCGGCAGUACGGCAGCGUGUGCUGGAGAGCGCACUACGGCCGAUGUACACUGUACGUACCUGUCCAUUAAUGUGUAUGCCCUCUACCUGCUCACACAUGCUCCUAUUCCACUGUCUUAG
Molecule: messenger RNA, 483 nt
Organism: Trichoderma aggressivum f. europaeum
Lineage: Eukaryota; Fungi; Ascomycota; Sordariomycetes; Hypocreales; Hypocreaceae
Exons: 1
Coding region: 1-483 (160 amino acids)
Source: RefSeq, a predicted model, not a curated record